Penicillium chermesinum is the source of this 1056-nucleotide messenger RNA. RefSeq names its product homoserine dehydrogenase. Gene Ontology annotation, molecular function: aspartate kinase activity; NADP binding; homoserine dehydrogenase activity. Lineage: Eukaryota; Fungi; Ascomycota; Eurotiomycetes; Eurotiales; Aspergillaceae. Bases 1 to 1056 code for a protein of 351 amino acids. Gene Ontology annotation, biological process: aspartate family amino acid biosynthetic process; L-homoserine biosynthetic process. The transcript is spliced from 3 exons. The record is from RefSeq and is a predicted model, not a curated record.
AUGUCUAACGCGAUCUACCUCGGAGUUGUUGGCGUGGGCGGCGUGGGCACCGCAUUCCUCUCUCAGCUCGCCCGCCUCCCCAAUGCUCCCAAGCUUGUCCUCCUUGCUCGCUCAUCGCAGACUCUCCUCGCGCCGACACCGGCCUACUCCCCCGCCAUCCCCGCGGCCGACUGGGCUACCGCAUCUGCAGCUCCCUCCUUGACCAAGACCGGUGCUAUGCCCGCAGAGGAAAUCGCAACAUACCUCGCCUCAGCUCCUGGCCGCGCAAUCCUGGUCGACAACACCUCCGAUCUGAACCUGGCUAAGGCCUAUCCCACAUUCCUCAAGAAGGGCAUCUCUGUCGUGACGCCCAACAAGAAGGGGUUUUCCGACGACCUGUCCCUGUGGAAGGACAUCUUCGCCUCCGCAGCCGAGGGCAAGGCCCUCGACCUCGUCGCAACCGGCGACCAGGUUACCCGCAUCGAGGGUGUUUUCUCCGGCACUCUUUCCUUCCUCUUCAACACGUUCGCCCCAGCAUCCGGCUCCUCCAAUGCCCAAUGGAGCGCCGUCGUGGCCCAGGCCAAGGAGCUCGGCUACACUGAGCCUGACCCCCGCGACGACCUGAACGGCAUGGACGUGGCCCGCAAGCUGACUAUCCUGGCCCGCCUGGCUGGCCUUGAUGUCGCGCGCCCCGACUCCUUCCCGAUCGAGUCGCUCAUCCCCAACGAGCUGGCCGGUUUGCCUUCAUCGGCGGACGGUAUCGCACAAUUCAUGGCCCGCUUGCCCGAGUUCGACGCCCAGAUGGCUGGAAUCAAGGAGGCGGCCGAGAAGCAGGGUAAGGUUGUGCGCUACGUCGGCAGCAUCGACGUUCCCGCGAAGAAGGUCAAGGUUGGCCUGGAGUACUUCGACAAGGACAGCGCGAUUGCUGGUCUGAAGGGCAGCGACAACAUCAUCAGCUUCUACACCCAGCGGUACGGUGCGAACCCUCUUAUUGUGCAGGGUGCCGGUGCCGGUGGUGAAGUUACUGCUCACGGCGUCACUGCUGAUCUGGCCAAGGCCAUUGAGCGCCUGAAGUAA